CACGCGCGACACACGCUUUAAAUCGUUAUCAGAGCAAUCCUCGUGUGAUGUUGAUAGAUUUCGUAGAGUGAGAAAAGAGAAACUAAAUAAUGUUGAUUAUUCCGCAAUGCCCAGAGUCCAAUUUUGUUUCCCUGUUUAUUUCCUUUAAAUAUACAUUUUUUGCCGGACCAUCGUCAUCGAAAAUUUAAAAUUCCAGGAUCUUGGAAUCUUCAUGUAUUUUACCGUCGAAUCUUACCUUGAUGUCUGUACUUAAAUUCUCCAGGCCAUAACAAUACACGCAUUAAGACUGUAUGCAAGUAGCUUGUGUCCCUUGCAGUGUAAAAACCCUGGCAACUUCAAUACACAGGACUAGUAACACAGGAUAGUGUAAGAAAUAAAAUAAAACGUGUUCAAUAUAGUGUGAAGAUGAAGAUUCAUGGAACUUGGGGAAAAUCAGUCGUGGUAUGGAUUAUUUGUAUUCAGUGCUUGGUACCUGUACUGAAACAAGUGUCGGGCAGCUGGAUGUAUCUGGCUAUGAUCGGGAUCUCCAAAUCUGAACUGGAAUCACAACAAGAUUCGACGAUUGGGCAAACUUCCGAAAUGACUGCUUGCAGCACAGUUCCUGACCUUGUGCCAAAACAAAUAAAAGUCUGUCAGGAACAUCCGGGCACUAUUCAUGCAGUAAGUGCUGGUGCAAAGUUGGGAAUUCUUGAAUGUCAGCGCCAGUUUAGGUACGAAAGGUGGAACUGCACACCAGAGGGCGGUUACAACGUUUUUGGGCACACAUUGAAAAGAGGAAGCAAAGAGGCUGCUUUUAUCCAUGCUAUCUUCAGUGCUGGUGUAGUUCAAGCUCUGACAGAGUCUUGUAGCUCGGGAAAUCUAACGGUGUGUGCCUGCGACCGUUCUCAACAAGGCUACACUAGUACGGCAGAUGGAUGGAAGUGGGGUGGCUGCUCCGACAACGUACGUUACGGUAUCUCUUUCGCUCGACUUUUUGUUGAUGCCACCGAGAAAACGCCGCGUAAGACAGCAGCCGAGGAUAAUUCCCAGUCUGAGAAUGACAAAAAGAAAAACUGGAAAAGGAGAAUGCAACAUCUUAAAGCUAUGAUGAAUCUUCACAACAAUCACGUGGGUAGACUGGCUGUCUCCAAACAUAUGCAACUAAAAUGUCGUUGUCAUGGAGUGUCUGGGUCCUGUGAGCUUAAAACUUGUUGGCGAAAGCUGCCAUCAUUUUAUGAAGUAGGUACGCACUUAAAACAGAAGUACGAAGAAUCAGUAAGAGUGAGGAAAGGUCGAAGGAAAUUACGCCGUCGUGACAAAAGAAGGCCUAAAGUACGAAAAUAUGAUCUUGUCCAUCUUCGCAGAUCUCCAAAUUUUUGUCUACAAGACCUUGCAAAUGGUAUUCUCGGAACUACUGGACGUCAGUGUAACAAGACGUCAAAGAAUGCCGACGGUUGUGACUUAUUAUGCUGUGGACGAGGGUAUAACACGCAGCUAAUAAGGCACAGCGAAAGAUGUAGGUGUAAGUUCCACUGGUGUUGCAAUGUGAGUUGUGAUAUUUGUGUAACAGAUGUAGAGAUUUACACAUGCAAGUGAUACGAAAUUUAUUCUUAAAACUGGCUGACACCUGAGAGAAGAAAGUAGAAAGUUUUUUAUUACUUUAUAUUCCGCUGCAAGCAAAUACGGGUGACAAACCGAUUCUUAGGCGGAGUAUUUGUGAUUUUGUAUAAAGAGUUUGAACACAGACUAAUGUUCAAUCAUGUGGACGGCUGUCCAAAAUUGUACAGUAAGUUGGUUAUGUAUGUAUAAACAGGUCAAAAGAUGCUUUUGUACCAAAAAAUAGCAUUUUUCUUUUAGCUUGAAUUUCAAAGGUAUUUUAAACAUUUGUAUAAUUAAAACAUCGAGAUUAAGAAAAGGUUUCAGGGGAGCAAAGAAGAGAUUUAAAGCAAUGAUCAGUCAUUUUCUCGUGUCUUAAUAGAUGGGGCUUCGUGGAUUACCAUAGAGCUUUGCAUUUAUUUAUAUUGACUGUGAUAACAUGCAGAUAGUAAGUAACAAUAACAACAUAUAUGCAAGAACUUGUUUUCUAUAGGAAAGUUUCAGAGCUGUGCUUAAUUUAGUAGGUUUUUAUCCACGAUACGUGGACUUGUAAAAUGUUAACACACUAUUUGUUUUCAUAUAGUUGUUAGUCGAAGGUUGAAUUUCGUACCUGAACACCGAAGUUUACUGACAUAGGUUUGCUUAUAGAUAUACAAACUACAUUUUUCAAGAGAGAUUAAAGUUGCAUGAGGAAAAAUUGUGUUUCUUGCGUCCAAAAUAUUGCUGUUUAUUUUUAUAUUAAAAACACAAAGAAGUGGGUUCGAGUGUUCAAAUUGAAAUUCAUUAGAAAGAGGUAGUAGAAGAAGCUCCAAAAGAAAAUC
This is a messenger RNA of Limulus polyphemus (Atlantic horseshoe crab), 2396 nucleotides long. Its product is annotated as protein Wnt-7b-like. The transcript is spliced from 4 exons. Gene Ontology annotation, biological process: multicellular organism development; canonical Wnt signaling pathway; neuron differentiation. Gene Ontology annotation, cellular component: extracellular region. Bases 406 to 1575 code for a protein of 389 amino acids. The record is from RefSeq and is a predicted model, not a curated record. NCBI's taxonomy places the organism in Eukaryota, Metazoa, Arthropoda, Merostomata, Xiphosura, Limulidae. Gene Ontology annotation, molecular function: frizzled binding; cytokine activity.